AUGAGCUGCUUUAAGACGGUGUUCAGUAAAGCGAAAGCCAGGGUCCAAUCUUGGCACAAAACAGACUUUGUUGCGAAAAAUGUUCGCGAACCAAUCUUCGGAAACAUUAUCACAAUAACUGUAGCGGAAUCGGCCGCCUAUAGAAUCGUCAUGCAGGAUGUGAGGAUUGGUACACUACCGCCGUACACUCCGUAUUUACUAAUAUCAAUAGUGGCGAUGUUUGAAGCCGUCCUCGGCCCGUUGGUAGCGUGGUUGGGAUAUAAGACGAGAAAAAGGAUGAUGUUGGGCUGGUCCCUCGGAUUUAUGUUGAUAUCGUUCGCCUGGUUCGUCAUUCCUCCGCCGGAUAGUCACGAAGAAACAGAAUUCUGCGAUAGCGUCAAGCCAAACGCGGUAAUUAUUUUUACGGCGUUAUCGCUGAGAACAGCCGUGAGGGUAGUGAUAACUGUUGGGGUGGCGAUCUGUUUAUGCCUGGCGAGGGUCGCAUCCUGGAGUCAUUGCAUAGCUUACAUAGACGACCACGAACCGGAUAGAACCUCUAUUCACUUUGGUGCUCUGGUGUUUUCCCGAGUCGUCCCGCUGAUGUUCGGUUAUAAGAUGCUGACGGGAAUCGUGGAGAACACUAUUAUGCUGCAGGUUCUGAUAAUAGCGCUGUCCACCGCAUGGCACUCUUAUAAAAUUUACUUUAACGUACCGAAUCCUACUCGACAACUUACAGUUGCCAAAGCGCUGCCUCCCAUGGAAGAUAGAGGUUUCUUCAGAAGCCUGUUCCGGGUGCUCUGCAACAUCCUGGCGAUGUCUCAGAUGCUAGCGAUGGGGAUCCUAGUGACCGCUCUAUGGGGCUUCGCCUACAACGAAGAGGACAUUAUAAAGACGAAUUAUAACAUCCAGCCGAUAGGUCAAAUAGUCGAAGGUAACACCGAGCUAUUGCAGUAUGCUCUGGCGCUGAUAUCGGUCGUGUAUGUGGGAUACAAACACUCCGCCCCCAUUCGAUCAGAAUAUGAAAUAGGACGAGGAUUGCGACACGUCUUCAAAAUGACAUUCCUCGCCAUAUUGCUGUACGUAGCGAUAGUGGUGUUGCCCCCGUGCAAAAAGGGGCACGUGGCGGGCUUAGAGGACGGCCUGUAUGCGCAUCCGCAGUGCAGUCUGCAAUGUGGUUGUGUCCCGAAAUGGAAGGAGUAUUCUCCCGUUUGUGUAGUAGACACGAUGACCACAUAUCUUUCUCCAUGUGAAGCUGGCUGCACGUCAUCUUUUACGAUGGAGAAUUUAAAGAUUUACGCAAACUGCAGCUGCGCCGGCCCCUCGGGUCGCGUCGCUCCCGGCGCAUGCAGUUAUCCAAAUUGCACCAGCGGCUUCAAUUUGCACCGGGCUCUCUUUACGUUGAUCCUGACCUUUUCCAUGCUCGCCUUCCAAACGCAAGGCAUGGUCAUUUUGAAGUCCGUGGAUCCCCGGGACAAGUCUAUAGCGAUGGGUAUGAUGUGGUCUGUGGUCGCAGCGACCGCUUACGUAUGUGGAAACAACAUUUUUCUCUCGAUUGCGCUAAAGACAUGUAGCUGGUAUACGGGAGAGAAGUGCCAAUUGUAUCAACAGCGGUUUUCGUACAUAAUCGGAUUCACGUGCGCAUCCCUAGCUUUCGUAUCUCUCGGUGUGAACUUAGUGGCGCGCGCCUACCUCCGGACCAAGAGAAGAAACGCCGAUCGGCCGGAGAGGCGCGAGGAAGUCGAGACCGAUUAG
This is a messenger RNA of Leptosia nina, 1731 nucleotides long. The record is from the annotation of a GenBank genome assembly. Lineage: Eukaryota; Metazoa; Arthropoda; Insecta; Lepidoptera; Pieridae.